CCCGCAGGUGCCCCCCUGGGCAGCAUGGUGCUGGUGUUCGGGUGCCGCUCCUCCGCGCUGGACCACAUCUACCGGCAGGAGAUGCAGGAGGCACAGGAGCAGAGGGCCCUCAGCCAGGUCCUCACCGCCUUCUCCCGCGAGCCGGGGACCCCCAAGACCUACGUGCAGGACAUGCUGCGGACACAGCUGGCGGUGGAGGUGCACCGGGUGCUGUGCCAGAGCGCUGGGCACAUGUACGUCUGCGGGGACGUGACGAUGGCCACUGAGGUGCUGCAGACAGUGCAGCACAUCCUGGUGCAGCAGGCCGGCAUGACGCUGGGGCAGGCGGGGGACUUCAUCAGCGAGCUGCGGGACAAGAACCGCUACCAUGAAGACAUCUUCGGCCUCACCUUCCGCACGCAGGAGGUGGCCUUCCGCAUCCGCAGCCAGUCCUUCUCCAUGCAGGAGCGACGGCAGCCGGGCCCGGCCCCCUGAGCGCGCUGGGGCAGGAGGGGCCCCCAUGGCUGCACCCCAGCCCCGCUGCAGGCAGCGCCGCCUUCCCAGUAAAGGUUUAGU
Athene cunicularia (burrowing owl) is the source of this 555-nucleotide messenger RNA. RefSeq names its product nitric oxide synthase, endothelial-like. Gene Ontology annotation, biological process: nitric oxide biosynthetic process. Lineage: Eukaryota; Metazoa; Chordata; Aves; Strigiformes; Strigidae. The transcript has 3 exons. The record is from RefSeq and is a predicted model, not a curated record. Bases 25 to 474 code for a protein of 149 amino acids. Gene Ontology annotation, molecular function: nitric-oxide synthase activity.